AUGGUUAAACAUACGCAAGUCGAUCUAUUUCCUAAUGAUCAUAAUAGAGCUCAAUUAUCGACACCUCGUUCCAUCCAUGUUGAUGUUGAUCAGUUACCUCAAGCUAAACGUUUUCGAGGACUUGGUUCAAUCAAAUGGUCUCUUGGUGUAGCGAUAAUAUGUCUUUUUGCAGCAGCUGUAUCUGUGCCUUUUGUCAUCACACUGGAUGUGAUAACAACGACUACAACUACUACUUCUACCUCAACAACAUCAACUACGAGCACAUCAACUACAUCCACAACAACAACAUCAACAACAUCCACAACAACAACUACUACCACAACCACAACAUCAACAACAACAACAUCAACAACAUCAACAACAACAACAUCAACAACAUCGACAACAACAACAUCAACAACAUCAACAACAUCGACAACAACAACAUCAACAACAUCGACAACAACAACAUCAACAACAUCGACAACAAGAACAACUAGCACGUCGACAACAUCAACUAGCACAUCCACAUCGACUACCUCAACAACGACAACGACAACAUCAACUACUACUAUAGCAUGUGCUUCUGGUUAUUCGAGAUCUCCAUCAGGAACAUGUGUUAAUCUUCAAAUCGAUUUUAAUAAUUGUGGUUCAUUUGGUUAUGUAUGUGCUUCAUCAUAUACUAGUUGUUCAGCAGGUGUAUGUAGUAGUGCACCUGCAGUACAACUUGUUGGUGCUAUUGCUAUACCAGGAUGGGGUGGUCAAUAUUCAGUGGAUGAUAAUUAUGUUACACUUACCCUACCAAUGAGUUUAACGAUGUAUGGAUAUUCGACACCAACUGUAUCCGUUACAACUAAUGGUGUUCUUUGUCUUGGUAGUUGUUCUGCUGAUUAUACAAAUGGAAAUCUUCCAAGUGGUAGCUUUGGAGGACCAACAGCUUUUGGUUAUUGGGAUGAUCUUAUGAUUUAUUCUGGUACAUCCCAAAGUGUCUAUUAUAGUGUUGCUGGAACAGCACCUAAUCGAUUAGCAACAUUUGAAUAUUAUACAAGUCAUUAUGGUCAAUCAACUCAAUAUUAUCAUUUUCAAAUUUUAUUUUAUGAAAAUUUACCUGGUAUUGUCAAAUAUAUUUAUUUUCAAGCAUCUGAUGGAGGUUCAUCAGCUACGAUUGGUGUACAGAGUUCACCUAGUGGAUCUACUAUGACUUAUUCAGUUAAUCAAGCAAAUUCAGUGACAAAUAAUAUGGUAUUAACUUUUGACACCAAUGCUGGUACAUAUUCAGGAUAG
Molecule: messenger RNA, 1263 nt
Organism: Rotaria sordida
Lineage: Eukaryota; Metazoa; Rotifera; Eurotatoria; Philodinida; Philodinidae
Source: the annotation of a GenBank genome assembly